AAGCCUGCCGUCGCUACAUCAAGGAUGAAAGCAUGCUUCUCCUACAAAAUAUUGCAUAAAUCUACUUUAAUCUCUAAUUAUGGUAUUGCACGGGAUAAUAUAAGCAGGAUGCAAUACACUUUGUAGUGCUAGCAAGUUAAUAGUAGCAGAGCAUGCAAAUGCAGCCACUUGUAAUGGGACACAAAGGAUGCUGAAGGAGGCUGCUGUUGCUGCUACCCGGUGCCGUUCAGUUAAAGGACAGCAAAGUGUGUAUCCAAACAAACCUGCCUCGGUUUUCUACGAGCAUAUAUUUGCUUCAGAGGACGCAAAACAGCCAGAAUGUAAACAGAGACACAGCCACAAGUUCACUGAGGGUGGGCUCAUCUGUCUGCAUGGUCUCACCUCCUAGUACAAACGUCACAGCAGAAGAAGAGACGUCCCCCUCACCCCACCAGACCCUCAGCCGGCCUACUAUAGUACUAUUAUAGUUCAAGCAAAGGCUAAUUGUUGCUCCCUCACAAAGAGUGCACAGUUCAAAUCUCUGGACGGUGAUUCUGUCUUUUUCUACUAGGGGAAGAUGGCUGUGCUUGUCGUUUGUGCUCUCCUGUGCCUAUCCUGCUGGGUGUCUUUCUACUUUGUCCUGUGUAACGUUAACGGAUCCAGGAGCUACGAAUGGAACUGUCGACUCGUCACGCUGGUACACGGGAUCCUGGCAGUCUGCAUCACAGCGUACAUAGGCUAUGUAGAUGGACCUUGGCCUUUUACUUAUCCAGGUACAAAGAACACCCCUCUGCAGAUAAGUGCCAUGGUCCUGAGUCUGGGCUAUUUUAUUUUUGACAUGGCCUGGUGUGUGUACUUCCGUACAGAGGGACCAGUCAUGCUGGCCCACCACACCAUGAGCAUCCUGGGAAUCCUGUUGACCCUUUGGUUGGGGGAGUCUGGCAUCGAGUCGUGUGCGGUGCUCUUUGGCAGUGAAAUCACAAACCCUCUCUUGCAGGCGCGCUGGUUCCUCAAGCAGACUGGACGUUACGGGACUCUGCUGGGGGACGUUGUGGACGUCCUGUUUGUGCUGCUGUUUGUGGUGAUGCGAAUCUUCGUGGGAGGCACAAUGCUGUACUGUGAGCUGAUCUCCCCCAGGCCGAGAUUCUUUAUCAAGUGUGGCGGAGUGGCCAUGUACGCCCUUUCCUGGGUCUUUAUGGUAGACAUUGUUCGAUUUGCCAUCCGGAAGAGCAAAAGCUGGCACAAACACCAGAGAGACCACCAAGAGCUUUUAGCAGCUAAUGGUCAUGAAGUGAAGAUGGAGUGAUCGGCAUUAGAAGGGAAUCCAUUUAUGUCAUUUCUCUGCUCUUCACUUUGGACACUUGAUGGAAAGUACAUGGAAAGCAACUUUCUCCAUGUUGAAGUGUGAUUUUAGAAAAAGGGAUUUUUAAAUUAAAAAAAUGCUAAGGCUUCUUUUUGUAAGGUUUGUAGAUUUUGGAGCUGAACAUGCAUAAAAGGUGCAAACAGCACUGACGCAGUUUAUAUCACUGAAAACCAAAGCUUGUUGUAUAAACACAUAAAGAAAACCUGUGGGAAGAAAAGUUGCCGUUAACUGUGACCUAGUCAUGUGUGGCAGUGUGGCUCCAAAAGGAAGUUCCCUACUAGAAAAGAAAACGUUUACAUGUAAUGUUGUAGUCCUUGUGAAACACUUUUAGUGAUGUCAACAGACUAGAAUUGGUACUCAGGGAAAUUAAGUAAUAUCAGAAAGAUUGAAGUGUGUUUGAUGUGUUUAAUCAAAUUUCUAUUUAUUUUGCAUCCCUCCUUUAAAGCUCUAUGUUACAGUUUUAUUGAGUCUAUUAAAUUCUAAAUGCUUUCUUUUUAGUGUAAAUUGUAAACCUUCUCAUGUUUUCUGAAAUGGUAACCAGUGUCAACUUUAUUGUACCAGAUGUGUGAGGGUGGUCGCGCGUGAGUAAUCGUUUAGACAAGAUCUGUGCUCUGCACUGAUAGCUCCCAGCUAAUUUAAUUUAAUAAGCUGUUUGUUGAAUGUUUCAGUCUCACAGAGAUCUUGUCAGAAAUUGUCCAAGCUUUGAUUAAAUUCAUUCUGAGCUAUCUGUACAUUGUGCAAGUCUUUCAAAAGGUCUUUUUUUAAAUAAACCAUUUUGAAAUAAACAUGUUAUACAAUGUUUGCCUUAAUAAAAAAUGUGCUACUGGGAUGAAGACAGGAAGUUUUUAUAUUAAGGGACUUUAAUGACUGAGUCCAGAUUUUUAUGUGCAUUCUUGUCUUAAUUUUGAGAAUAUGUUUUUGUCGCAAUAGGUUAAAAACAUGCCAUCUGUUUGUUUCCUAUGACUGUUCACUUGACUGGCACUGAGAGACGUCUCUGUGUGCAUCACCAAUACAUACAAGAAAGUACAAACCUAACUAGUGUGUGCCUUAGUUAUCUGAAUGUACCUUCCUAAUGUGUUUUUAUCCUUUCUCGUGUACUGUAAUCUCACUCAACACACGAGGCGGCGUCACAAGAGCCAUUUCGGGUCGGGGUUUCAUCGUUCACCUUUGU
Neolamprologus brichardi is the source of this 2513-nucleotide messenger RNA. It is a transcript of the gene tlcd5a, whose product is annotated as TLC domain containing 5a. Gene Ontology annotation, cellular component: membrane. NCBI's taxonomy places the organism in Eukaryota, Metazoa, Chordata, Actinopteri, Cichliformes, Cichlidae. The record is from RefSeq and is a predicted model, not a curated record.